AAAUCCUUACGCAAUUUCCUCCAGACAGGAAGUGUGAUGUGGCGUUGACUUGGGACGAAAAUGUCGGCCAUUUUUAACUUCCAGUCACUGCUCACAGUGAUUCUGCUGUUGAUUUGUACGUGCGCCUACAUUAGAGCUCUGGCGCCCAGCCUCCUGGACAAGAACAAAACUGGGAUUCUAGGAAUUUUCUGGAAAUGUGCCAGGAUAGGAGAGCGGAAAAGUCCCUGGGUGGCCUGCUGCUGUAUCAUUAUGGCGUUUAGCACACUUUUUCUACAGUAGCUGUCCAGAGGUGAAUGGAAAUAUGAGUCGAUAAAGGCGCACGGACAAUACAAUUGCAGAAGACCUUCAGUGGCUUUCUGUGACCUGGGGGACUGGCUCGAGUCACAGAGGCGAGGUGUGUCCUGUUGGAAGUCUGUGGCAGUAGCUUCAUCCCUGAACUGUCCUUGAACAUGAUUCUGGGGAGCCUUUUCACUGGGUGUCCGUGGUCGGAGGGUAAAUGCUUUACGUUGUUUAACUCAUUAUCGAGGAAUCAAAUGCAAAAUUUUGGGAUCAAAAUGUAAUCAUGUUGCAAUGCGUGUUCUGUUUUUAACUCAUAAAAGAGUGUCCUUGUAACAUACACAUGGGUCAUGUGACCGAGUUUUCCCCCAGCUCUUGACACAACCGCUAAUGAAGCCAACCUUUGUAUUCCACAACGAGCAAACUGUGUGUCUUGCUUUUAGUGGUUUCUCAUGUUUGCUUUGGAAGAAACCAGGGAUUUGACAUCCUGUGCUAUUUAUUAAGCAGUGUUUUUGGACAUGUAGUCACCUGGUUUGUGAAUGAAAACCACUUGGGUCUCACUUUCCUCUUGACAGCAUGUUUGACUGUUGAGAAACCUGGGCUCGACAAAGGCAUGUAAACCUGUUUUCAUUUUUGUACUGUCAUAAUUAAACUUCCUCUUAAAUAAAGCACAAGGCAGUUUUGACUGAAA
This is a messenger RNA of Synchiropus splendidus (mandarinfish), 967 nucleotides long. RefSeq names its product transmembrane protein 167A (gene tmem167a). The transcript has 4 exons. The record is from RefSeq and is a predicted model, not a curated record. The coding region runs from base 61 to 279 and encodes 72 amino acids. NCBI's taxonomy places the organism in Eukaryota, Metazoa, Chordata, Actinopteri, Syngnathiformes, Callionymidae. Gene Ontology annotation, biological process: protein secretion; intracellular transport.